This is a messenger RNA of Humulus lupulus (European hop), 3307 nucleotides long. Its product is annotated as DUF724 domain-containing protein 6-like. Bases 38 to 3145 code for a protein of 1035 amino acids. Lineage: Eukaryota; Viridiplantae; Streptophyta; Magnoliopsida; Rosales; Cannabaceae. The transcript is spliced from 9 exons. The record is from RefSeq and is a predicted model, not a curated record.
UUAGGGUUUUGUUGGUAAGAGUGAGCCAAGAAGAAAUAUGUUGAGCUUGAGCUCCUACGAGAGUAGUGACCCUAGGCAACUUUUCUCUGAAGGCACCGAAGUUGAAGUUAGCAGCGACGAAGAAGGGUUUAAGGGAGCUUGGUUCAAAGCCUUUGUGGUUGAGAACUUGGGUUCCUCUGCUCCGAAGAAGAGGAGGAAAGUUUUGGUUGAGUACUGGAGUCUUGUCACUGAAGAUGGGUUCCAGCCGUUAAGGGAGCAUGUUGAUUUGUGCCAUUUAAGGCCUUUGCCGCCCGACGCUGGUGCUGAAGAUUUUGAGGUUGGAGACGUGGUUGAUGCUGAUUACAGAGAUGGGUGGUGGACUGGGGUUGUCAGGAAAGUUUUGGGGUGCGACAAGUAUAGAGUAUUUUUUGAGAACCCACCAGAUUUGAUUGAAUUUCAGAAGAAGCAAAUGCGGUUUCAUCAAGAUUGGGUUAAUGGUAAAUGGGUUCGUCCUUUGAAGGAGCAGAAAAUGACAGGGUCUACUUUCAGCUCAGGAACUGAUGUAGAAGUGCAUUUUGACAAUGAGGAUUUAAGUGAUGCUUGGAUCCCUGCAAUUGUGGUUAAAGAAAACGAUGAUAAUACCUUUUUGGUGAAGUAUCACAACUCUAAGGCUAAGAAUUGGAAAGAUACUGUAGAUUUCACUCAUAUCCGUCCUGCCUUUCCUCGCAAUGCAGGUAGGAUUUAUGAGUUGUGUGACAAAGUAGAUGCAUUUAGUGAUUUUGCUUGGCGGGUUGGUGAAAUCACCAAAAUCCUACCUGGGAAGAAAUACACUGUCGCUUUCAAGCAUGGGAAUGGGAUGAAGUCCAAGGAGUUCAGUCAAACAGAAAUAAGGCCUCUAGUGGAAUGGAAAGAUGGAAAAUGGCUUGUGUGGACAAAGGAAGGCUUGGUUGAUUUGAAUUUAGAUUUGCAAGAAGAUUUGGAGCACGGUGCCAAUAAUAUAAGCAAUGCUGAUGUACUUUCUCAACUGGGAAGUUUGGGUUUACUUGACUAUACCCAUGAAACGAAAUCACCUCAGCCUACAAACUCGGGGAAGAAUCUGAGAAAGCGCUCUACUGAUUGCAGUGAGGAUUCAGUUUCUAUUACUCCAAACUUGACUCCGGUGUCAUCCCCUAACAAUGGUGAACAUAUGCAUCCUCUGGAAAAGCAAGAAAACGAAGUUCCCAAUGGAUCCCCGUCAUCUGAUAAGGCAUGUAAAGCACGGAAAUUUAAAUUGGCCACCACUCCUGCAUCAGCAAUUGUGGGGAGUACACGUUUAAGAAAACCUGUUGUUCCUUUUAUAAUAGAAUCUAAUUCAAAGAGGAGUAAGCAACAUAAAGGUGGUGGAUGUGAAAUUAAAAUUUCAGAUAAUGUGCAGCGCAGAGGAAGAACUAAGAAGAGUCAAGUCAAAAGAACAGCAACAUCAGCAGUAGGUAAGACUAGAAAUGUUAGCAGUGGUGCUGCUGGAAAGGAUGUUGAAAAGGAAGGCAUAAAAGGAGAAUCUGAAGCCGAUAUAGCAUUAGGUACGACCACAAAUACAAGUACUGGCGCUGCUGAAAAUGUUGUUGAAAAGGAAGGCAUUAAAGGAGAAGCGGAACUCCCUGCAGCAUUAGGUAAGGCCGGAAAAAAUGCAUGUCCCAGUACUGCUGAAAACGUUGUUGAAAAAGAAGGUACUGCUGGAAAAGAUGCUGAAAAAGAAGGUGCUGCUGGAAAAAUUGUUGAAAAAGAAGGUACUGCUGGAAAAAUUGUUGAAAAAGAAGGUACUGCUGGAAAAGCUGUUGAAAAGGAAGGUACUGCUGAAAAAGUAGUUGAAAACGAAGGCAUAAGAAAAGAAGCCGAAGGCCUCAUAGCAUCAUCAUCUACUGAGGAAGUGCAGGGUUCAGUGGCCAAGAGUCUUGUUCAGUUUCUUAGUCAAGAGUUGGUAAAUCUACCAAGUGAUCCGAAGAAUAAUUCAGAUAAUGCAUCAGAUGACAAUAGCACAGAGUUUAAGCAGCAAUCAUCAGGAGGGAGCAACAAUAAAAGAAAGAGAGGUAGACCUAGAAAGAUAGUAAAGCUUGGCCCAGAAGCUUCAGUGGACGGACAUGUUGAGGAAUUGGCUGUAAAAGCUUGUAAAACCAAUGGAGGAGUUGGAGGAGUUGUCCCGCCUGCUCAAGGAGGGAAGGAAACCGCAGGUACGGCAAUCUGCAGCCUUGAUCUCAAUUCCAAUCCAUUGCUAAAGGAUCUAUUAAAUCCAUCAGUAGUAGAAGCUGCUGUUCAAUCCAAUCUACAAGAUACCUCUAAAGGAAAAAGUGUUCAUAUUUCUGGGACGAACAGUGCUACAAAUGAAGCUGAAUCUGAAUCGAUUUAUACUAGAGUAUCAAGCGGUACAGAUGAUGAUGAUAAUCAACCUCUAUCAAAGUGGUUUGGGGGAAUGCAGAGUCAACCAGGUGUCCUCGAAACAAAAUCACUCGGUAAGACCGUUUUUGACCAACGGUACAAGGAUAGAGAACGAGCAAGUAUCAGUAAGAAGGCUAUUGUUGUUCAUGCCUUCAGUGGGAGCGAGCCUGAGGAUAGUUUAAGGUUGCCGUUCGUAAAAAGCUCUCCAGUCUGGAAAGCAAUUGAUUCCAUGGAAGUAUUUGGAAAGAUGGGACAAGUACCACAUUUUCGUCCACUUUACAAAUGUAAAGAAGAGCAUAGGGAAGGAAUGGCUAUUGGCCACAUGGUGACCUUUUCUGGUUUGGUUGACAAGAUAUCUAAGUUGCAAUGCGAUGAUCGUGGCAGCAUUUUCCACAGCACUUUGGAGACACUACAAGAGUUAGAAAAGCAUGGCUUUGAUGUGUCGCUUCUAAGAAAUCGUGUGAAUGCAUUAUUGUUAAUUAAAGAUAGACAAGCGCGGGCUAGAGACGAGUCAAAAGAUGUUGAAAGAAAGAUCGUGGAGCAUGCUGGUGAGAAAGCUAAACUUGUGGGCGAGAUUGAUGAUGUUUGUAAGAAGAUACGUGAACUACAGGAGAAACAUGCAUUACUCAAAUCACUGAUGGAGAAUAAAGAGCAAGAUAUAAGAAAGUUGCAGCAGCAUGUGGAUAAUAUCAACCAAAGUGCUGCCCUUGAGAAACAAGAAUUUGAAAAACUAGCAGCUGCCCCUUUCAUAUAGCCCUGAGCUGAGCGGUGAUUCUCUUACCCCAUGUGUCUUUUUUUGGUUGUAGUUGCAGAAAUGAUUGUUUGCAAUGUACUUUUGAAACAUUAUCAACUAUAUGUAGUUCGUAGUGUAUUCCAUUGCUUACCAAAAUUAACUACUGUUUAUCUUUGUACUUGA